This is a messenger RNA of Bufo gargarizans (Asiatic toad), 2625 nucleotides long. RefSeq names its product aminopeptidase NAALADL1-like. The record is from RefSeq and is a predicted model, not a curated record. The annotation marks the transcript as partial. Gene Ontology annotation, molecular function: carboxypeptidase activity. NCBI's taxonomy places the organism in Eukaryota, Metazoa, Chordata, Amphibia, Anura, Bufonidae. The transcript is spliced from 18 exons.
UAUCCUGGCCAAGAAGCCUCAUCCGGCCACGAGUGAGGCAGACGAAGAGCUGGUUCGUCUGAUGCUGUCUCGCUGGAGUGACUCAAAGACUGGUCUAGAUGAAGCCAAGGAGGAACGGUAUAAUGUCUUCCUGUCAUUUCCAGAUGAGAAGAAUCCAAACAGUGUCAAAGUUUUGAACACAGAAGGUAACGUCAAGUUCGUAUCACAAAAAACAGAGUCCGAACUCCACGAAGACCAGAAAGACCCAAACAUUCUGCAGCCAUUUCUUGCCUUUGCACCCAAUGGUACAGUUAAGGGACAACUUGUAUACGCCAAUGAAGGCAAGAUAAGUGAUUUUCAGUACCUGGCUAAUAUUAUAAAUCUGAACGGCACCAUUGCAAUUGUACGCUAUGGAGGAAUAGGCAGAGUAAAUAAGGCAAUAAAUGCUGCCAAAUUUGGAGUUAUUGGAGUAGUGAUAUACACUGAUCCCAAAGAUAUAAAUGACGGAAAGAGCAAUCCUGUUGAAACCUACCCCAACUCCUGGUAUAUGCCCCCAUCUGGCGUAGAACGGGGUUCAUUCAAGGAGAAUUUUGGAGACCAGCUGACUCCCUACUAUCCAGCUAAAGAAUUUACUUACCGAAUUCCCGAGUCUGAGAUAAAAGGCAUUUCCCAUAUACCGGCACAACCAAUUGGUUUUGGAGAUGCUCGGACCUUGAUAUGUGAACUGGGUGGACCAGAUGCACCGGACAACUGGCAAGGAGCUCUCGGAUGUCCCUACAAAGUAGGACCUGGCUUCCGAACAGGUGAAUUCAAUAACAGUGAAGUUCAAGUUAAUGUUUACAACAAGCGAACAAUACGAUCUUCAGCAAACGUGAUGGGGCUUAUCAGAGGAGCCGUAGAGCCGGACAGGUACAUUAUGUAUGGCAACCACAGGGAUAGCUGGGUACAUGGUGCCAUCGAUCCAAGUAGUGGAACUGCAGUGAUGCUGGAGAUAGCCAGAAUUUUGGGCACCAAGCUAAAAAGUGGUACAUGGCGUCCUCGAAGAACCAUCAUUUUUGGCAGCUGGGGAGCAGAAGAGUUUGGACUUGUUGGCUCAACUGAGUUUGCUGAGGAUUACUACAGCAAACUAAGGGACAGAACUGUGGCUUAUAUCAAUGUAGACAUCUCUGUGUUUGCCAACGCAACAUUGAGGGUUCAGGGGACUCCUCCGGCACAAGGUGUGGUCUUUGCUGCAUCGAAGCAGGUAAAAACCCCAACGAAUGACCUCACAGUGUACGACAAUUGGAUAAGUCACUUCAACCGCACCAGUUCACAGUACGGCGUCAUCCCCCAAGUUGGAACACUGGGAAUUGGCAGCGACUAUGCUCCGUUUGUACAUUACCUGGGAAUUACAUGCAUGGACAUGUCAUACACCUAUGACAGGAGGGUGACCUCAGCUCGUAUAUAUCCUGCCUACCACACAGCUUUCGACACUUUUGAUUAUGCAUCUAAAUUUAUAGACCCAGGUUUUACAAGCCAUCAGACGGUGGCACGUACUGCCGGGAACAUCCUGCUGCGGCUGUCAGACAGCCUCAUCCUGCCACUGGGGGCGAGAGACUAUGGAGAAACUCUGGAUGAGUUUUAUAGGCAAGCGGAGAGCUUCCAAACCAAUCUCAACAAGCAUGGCAUGUCUCUAGAGCCGUUAAAGCGGGCCACUAAUCGAUUUAAGGCCGCAGCCGAGUCUUUGGAAGAGUCCAUUAAAAGUCUAGCAGAUGUAAAUAAGACGCCACUGAAGAUUCGGAUGAUUAAUGACCAGCUUAUGCUCUUGGACAGAGCCUUCUUAAACCAGUUUGCUUUUCCAGACCGACUGUACUUCAGCCAUGUCCUCUGGGCCACCCGGAUUUCUUCUUCUGUGGCAACCUUCCCAGGUCUUGCAGAUGCCUAUCAGACAGCCAUCGAAAGCAACCACAAACAUGACUGGGAUCUUGUCCAUCACCAGUUAACCAUCGCCAUCCAGGCUGUGGAAAACGCUGCAUCAACCCUUGAGACUGUCACCAAACUAUAAUAUGGGAAAGGAUCUAGUACAACUGAAAACCCUCUCCCUCCACAUUUUGAUUUCUGAUUUGGUUUGAUACAUAUAUAGACUUCCUUAAAUGCACAUUUUAAAUAUAAAUAUCCUUUGUCUUUUAGGGUAGUGCAUCAUUUUUCUGGUAGAGAUUGCAAACACAUGGAGUUACAUGACAAUUCUGGCUUUCUGCAGCCACCAAUAGAAGGAGCUUACUGCAAACUGGUUAUACAUUGAACACUGUAUGCAGUAAUCCCCUAAGCGCCCCCUAGUGGUGACUUCAGGCGGAAAGUUUUACUGUAUAUCUGUAAAGGAGGUUAGGAGCUCUAUAUCAGAAACACAGAACUCCAAGCGCUUUAAAAAUCUACUAAGAAAUCAAUCUUCAUAAAAUUUUGGCCCUAAAAAUGAAGAACUUUCCUUUUAAGGGCUUAAAGGGGUUUUUCAAGACCAGGCACCCUUUUUCAUAUGCACAUGCAGGGUACAGGGUUUUAAUAGAAAAAGACUCAGCUGUCACCGGCACUCUGUUUCCAGCCCCAAGCUCACAUCACAUUCCAUUCCAGCGAGGAUCGGAAGUGGAGAAGAAUGGAGCUUGGCGCUGAAAC